Molecule: messenger RNA, 5242 nt
Organism: Thrips palmi
Lineage: Eukaryota; Metazoa; Arthropoda; Insecta; Thysanoptera; Thripidae
Product: plexin domain-containing protein 2
Exons: 11
Coding region: 245-2029 (594 amino acids)
Source: RefSeq, a predicted model, not a curated record
AGUCGUUCAUGCAACAUGUUUAGUAACAAAGGCCAGUGUUAUUCUGUGUGUUGUGCCUGCUGGUAGACCAUCAUUUUUAACCAAACCAAAGAUAUUACGUCCACAAAUUUUGAUAAUUUUUUUACGAAUACAUUGAAAAUGGUUUCCAGAGUGAUCUAGAAUAUGUUCGCAUGAAGAAACUCAGUUCUUAUUUCGUUGUGUGAGGGGGAUAUCAACAAGUACACUUCCUUGAUAUCGGUCGAAAAUGGCGUUUACAUAUUCGGCAAUUGCUUUGCCAUUGUGUUUAAUUUUGGUAUUGUCUGCCUAUUCUUCACACGGAUCGGCACUCUUGAAUGAUGAUUUUGUUACUUACGAAAUUGUGGACACUCAAUCAAAACUAGAAAAUGAAGACACAUUUUUGCCAGACAUGGUUUUCAUUGACAGAGGGAACAAUGUGAGACUCAAACGGCAGUUACGACCUGAUGGAAACCCCCCAAGUCAUGUCAGCCCUGAUGAUGAAGAUAAAGCUAAGAAUAGCCGAAAGAAAUUUCCUGGUGGAUUCAAUGCCACGUCAAUCACCAGUGGGAAACCAUCCAAACUGGAUGGAUCCAGCAGUGGAGGAUUUCCAGAAAAGAAGGUUCUAGAAAAAUCUGUUAGCUCACCCAAGGCUGUAGCCGCUAUAAGUAUUGAGACAAAAGAGACCACUUCAAGUUCAGCUCCUGUUACCAGCUCAGUAACAGUUGCCACCCCAACUUUGAAAACUGCUACUGCACUCCCAAACAAAGACGCGCCUGGCCCAGGAAAGUGGGAUCCGUCAGAGCAUGGCCAAAGUGCAAAUAGUGAUGAUGAUGACGAUGACAAAUUUCCUCCAGAUGACAUUACCAAUGCUACCCUCAUUAAGGAGCAUGUCAACAACAAAACUGAAGAUCAUCACACAUACUACAACAGUUCUACCUAUGAGAUCACCGACCUGAAGCCUUUCUGGGUUGACAUGGAGUCCAACGGCACAGUGAAUAAUAUGUUGUCACAGGCCCAUCGCAGAGCAGCAACUGUUGCAUUGUCUUUUGACUUCCCGUUCUAUGGACAUUUGGUGAAAAAUGUAACCAUUGCAACUGGUGGGUUCUUAUACACUGGUGAAUAUGUCCAUAGUUGGCUUGCAGCCACACAGUACAUUGCACCUCUCAUGGCCAACUUUGACACCAGCAUUUCAAAUGAGUCUUUUGUUAAAUAUCUUGAUAAUGGUACUGCAUUUACUGUUGAAUGGUGCAAGGUGGUCCUUCAAGACAAACCUACAGAGGGGGAUUUCUCAUUUCAAGUUACUCUGCAUAAGAGUGGGGACAUUGUUUUUGUGUACAAAAAUGUACCUAUUCUCAUUGACAAGAUAAAGGAUGACAAUCAUCCUGUCAAAGUGGGUCUCUCUGAUGCCUAUAUCAUCGAUCGCACCAUUUUCUUUGUUCGAAGAAAAACCAUUUAUGAAUACCACCGAGUCAACUUCACUAACAUCAAGAACGGAACAGUAAUUUAUCUGAGAGCUUUGCCAACAUGCCUUGAUAUGAAAGAUUGCACUUCAUGUCUUACCAAGAUUACAAACUUUGAGUGUAAUUGGUGCCCCAGCGCUCGCCGUUGUUCCAAUGGUAUGGACAGAUACCGUCAAGACUGGCUUCUGAAGGGUUGUGAGCCUACUGAAUCGAAUGUAGGGAAAGUUAAGCAGAGGAGUGACCAAUGUACAGAGGAUGAAAUUGUACCGCCUGUCACACAUCAUGAAAUUGAGGAACCUGUUCCUCGCAGCAAAGCUGCAAAGCAGUCUCAAGAAGCUCCUCUCAUUAUCAGCCACCAAGAUCAAACUGCAGAUGAAGUUGGAGUGAGCAUGUCAAGUGUGGUGGGAAUCCUCCUUUUGGUUGUGUUUGUGUGCACUGUAAGCCUGUGGGUUUUGUAUGCAUACAGACAUCCUCAUAGUGCAUCAGGACAGUGGCUCAUCCGGUACCGUCCAAGCACAUGGAGCUGGAGACGAGGCGAAGCACGUUACACUGCAGCCACAAUUCACAUGUAGGGUUUUAGAACGAGACAAUAUUGAAAUCUGGACACUGACUAUGAACAUAAUUGCCACAGUUACACAUUCUAGUUGAAGAACAAGAAACUCUUUUUCUAGACCUUGUGCCAAUCGGUAUAAUUUCUUGGUUAAUUUUUUAUAGUUUGUGAACUAAUCUGAACUUCUUGCCAGAAUCUUGUAACUGUCCCUUUUUGGUUAUCUAUUGAGUCGGACAUUUGAGUGAUAUAGAAUCUUUAUUUAGAAGUUUGUAACUGUAAGAGAAUUUUGUAAUUUUGGAGCAACAUGAUAGCAGCAUUCAAGUUACAGCUUGGAUCUUUGAGUCACAAAUUUAGUUUUUGAUACUUUAUAUGUCUGUUAAGAUGUAUUUCAUGAGUAUCUGAGAAGGUUAUGGUGUGUCCAACCGUAGAUACUUGUAAUCCCAAAUUUUGUUUUUGUGAAGUUUGUGUGUGUCUUUUAGUCUUAUUACCAUUACUAUUAGGAUUUUUAAAAAAUUUACCAGCAUCUAUGAUCUACUUCUAUGUACUAUCUGGCCUUCUAUUAUUGUGCUUUGUAAUGUGAAAAUGCUGCUUUUAAUUUCCAGUGUUAAUCAAGACUUGAAAUGUGCAUUGUUUAAGUUACACAUUUCCCCCCGUUUUUCUUUCUUUCUUCUUUUUAUGUAGGUUUUUUACGGCUGUAUUCUGGGAGGAAGUCACACUACAUAUUCUUGUUUUCUGAAAUGACUAAGAUUAGAUGUUUCUAAUCAAAUGAAUGUAGUGUACUACACACACAUACACUCACAAACACAAUCUUUUUCAAUACGUUGGCUUAGCUAAUUAUUUUCCAGUUGCCUCUAUCAGAACAGAGAAAUGUUUAUUGGAGCAAUUCAUCUUUGUGAAAUUAGGAUUGGUGGUUUGAAGUAGUAGUGAAGAGUGAAAAUGUCACCCUUUAAGGCAUUUCUAGAUCAGUUUGUACCUUCACUUUUAGAAGUCUUAAUUUAUUUGGUAUUAUUCACACCGUUAGUCUGUUUUUGUAGUUUCCAACUGUAAUUUCAACUAAAUGACUGAUAACUGAAGUACAAUGGAAUUGAUGAUGUGGCAAUGGCACUGAGUAGUUAUUCACCAUAAUUUUGUUUUUACUAAUUCCAAUGACAUUUUUACAUCUGAACAAAAAUAUCUGUUGUGUUCAAGGUUAAGUACAAGAGGUCUUUGUAACUUUUUCUAUGUUAAGGAAGUUGCUUUUGCAACUAUGACUGAAAAGAGAUCAAUGUUCCAUCGAACUAAUGGGUUCACCUUUGUUCAUGACAAUGACUGUGUUGCUUUUUAAUUUAAUUUUAAAAAAUUCUUAAAGAAAACAUACUUUGCUAGAAAAAAGUAAUGGGACUUGAUGCAACAUGAGUGUGGCUCUUUGUUUGAAUUGACGUGGUACCUAAAGCUGUAACAAUCUUUGCAAUGGCGCAAUAUAUAAAUGUAUUGUAUGUUGAUAUUAUUUUGCAGUUUCUUGCAUUUAACCAUUUGCUGACCUCCUACAGUAUAAUUUUACAUUUAUUUGGUUGUAGAAUAAGUUGCUAUUGUGGAGCCUCCCAGAAGAGCUAUUGUUCAUCCAAGUGAUUCAAUAUAUUUACAUAAAUAUAAAUAUAUAUAAAGAAGCACACUUAUAUAUAUAUUUAUAUUUAUACUUUGUUAUGUAGUGCUGGUGAUAUUUGUAAUUUUACAGGGUGUUUACUUUCAUUUUAUUUGACCUUUUUGUGUGUGCAAAGUAUCUGCUUGGGACUCCCAGAUAUAAAAUUUAUCUUGUUUGCCCAAAACUAUUCUUUGUAGAAUUUCUAACUCUGUUCUUUUGAUGAAGGCACGUGUCUCCUGCGCACAUUUGAAUCUUGAUGUAAAGAAAGUGUGCACCCUGUAAAGUAAGGGACAUGUGUGUUGUUGCCAAGACUGCAACCUGUUAGAGGGCGAAUGGGAGUCUUAUUUUUGUUGUAUGCAUGCCCUUGAAUGAAUGGGUGGGGUGGGGUGGGUGGGCACCGAUACUGCAAAUGAUGUUUUAUAUCUUUUGUAUUAUUUUAUAUUUUUUAUUAUUAUUAUGGAUACCUUUCAUUUGCUAUAACUGUGGCAGCUAAUUAUAAAACAGGAACUUGGCCUUCAGGGUUAUGCAUGCAUACAAUAAGACUUCAUCAUAAUUUUGAUGAGAAACGAAUGACGUGCAAUGUAGUUACAUUAGAAUGAAAAUCCCCACCCCCCCUUCUCUGAUCAUUAUAUUACUCUUGAUAUUAUUGUCUUGUCAAAAUCUGACGCUGUUCAGCUCAUUUUGCAUACCUCUUUCUGAAAAAAAUUCUUUUGUAACAAACAAGUUUGGGCUGUGUUGGAUAUGGUAUCUCUGUGUAGUUUCAAACUCGGAGGUUUCAAACUCUAAGGUAAUAGGUUGUGAAUGUGACAGGCAGAUUAAUGCUGGUGGUGCACAUGUUGAUGUCAUUUUGCUAUUUUUGUGGUUUGAGAACAUGUAAAGCCAUGAACUUUCUACAGUUGUUCAAUGGAAAACUAUUGUAUGUUGAGUUUUUAUUUCUAUUCCUAUUAUUUUGCAUGAGUGAUUUUAUAAACUGUAUUGGUUUUUGUUUUUCCAUUAUAAAACUGGUUUGAACUAUCUAUGAAUUGAAAUUAAUUUUAUUGUAAUCAUGUUGUAAUGCAGGAGUUACUCGUUUGUAUAAAGACCAAAUAUAUUUAUGACAGUUAAGCUGCUGAGGUUUACUGUUCUAUAUUUGUUAACACUUCACAUCACAUAAAAAUGUUGCUUAGCUGUAAGCAUUGACUCAAUUUUUGAUUUAUACUCUCUAGAAAUUAUGUUUUAGAAAAUCUUCUGAUUCCAUUUACAUGUGUAGUUCUCCAUUUGAAACUGAACACAUUUUCUGCUUUUAUGUUCAGAGACUUUUGUUUAUAUUUUAUUUUGUAAUUUGUAGUUAUAUGGAUGUGAAUUAUCUUUUCAGAAGUGACAAUUAACCGUUUAAUAUUGUAACUUUUCAACAAUUAAUGCACUUGUGAUUUGACUCAUGGUUGUGAAUGUGUCAUUCAUGUAGUGAUACUUUUGCAAUAGGUUGUGUUCAAGAGUCAAGUCUAACCCUUCUCUCUCGUGUCAGACUUUUUAAUAAAUGUGAAUAGGAUGCAUCAGAGAGUGUAAGUCUUCCGUAUAGACUAUGUCGUGUAUAUUCUUAAGUUUGUGAUGAUAAAUAUACAAAUUCUAAAUCAA